Molecule: messenger RNA, 7313 nt
Organism: Vidua chalybeata
Lineage: Eukaryota; Metazoa; Chordata; Aves; Passeriformes; Viduidae
Gene: KSR2
Product: kinase suppressor of ras 2
Exons: 21
Coding region: 1-2919 (972 amino acids)
Biological process (GO): protein phosphorylation
Molecular function (GO): protein kinase activity; ATP binding
Source: RefSeq, a predicted model, not a curated record
AUGGAUGAGGACAACAUGACGAGGAGCGAGGAGCAGGAGCUGAGUCUGCAGAAGGCGCUGCAGCAGUGCGAGCUGGUCCAGAACAUGAUCGACAUCAGCAUCUCCAACCUGGAGGGGCUCCGCACCAAGUGCGCCGCCUCCAACGACCUCACGCAGAAGGAGAUCCGCACCCUGGAGAGCAAACUGGUGAAGUAUUUCAGCCGGCAGCUGUCCUGCAAGAGGAAGGUGGCCCUGCAGGAGCGCAAUGCCAAACUGGAGGGCUUCCCCCAGCUCCUGCACUGGUUCCGCAUUGUCGACAUCCGGAAGGAGGUGAUGGAGGAAAUCGCCCCUGGGCAGCUGAGCCUGGAGGAUCUGCUGGACAUGACCGAUGACCAGGUCUGUGCCACCGUGGAGAAGUUUGGGGCCAACAGCGAGGAGUGUGCCCGGCUGAACGCGUCCCUGUCCUGCCUCCGCAGUGUCCACAAGUCCGGCGGGAGCCUCUCCAAGCAGGACUGGACCAUCCAGUGGCCGAGCACGGAGCCGGGCAAGGAGAACAGCCCCGGCUGCCCCGCGGAGCCGGGACCCUGGGGCAGGACGCACCUGAGCCCCAAGGUCCAGCCCAAGUGCGGGCAGCACCACUGCCACGCCAGCUCGUCCCACGGCCCCAUGUACACCCACGUGGACCGCCUGACCGUGGAGGGCCACCCGGGGCUGUGCCCACCCCUGGAGUCCGGCCACCGCUCCCUGCCACCGUCCCCCCGGCAGCGCCACGCCGCGCACACCCCCCCGCGCACCCCCAACAUCGUCACCACCAUGACGCCGCCGGGGACCCCGCCCGUGCGCCGCAGGAACAAGCUGAAGCCCCCCGGGACGCCCCCGCCCUCGUCGCGGAAGCUGAUCCACCUCAUCCCGGGAUUCACGGCGCUGCACCGGAGCAAAUCCCACGAGUUCCAGCUGGGGCACCGCGUGGAUGAGGCGCACACCCCCAAAGUCAAGAAGAAGAACAAACCCCUGAACCUCAAGAUCCACAACAGCGUGGGGAGCUGUGAGAACAUCCCGGCCCAGCGCUCCCCUCUCCUCUCCGAGCGCUCCCUGCGCUCCUUCUUUGUGGGGUACCCGCCCUUCCUGCCCUCCACUCCGCCCGUCCACACUGAAGCCACCUUCUCAGCAAAUACGCUGUCAGUGCCUCGCUGGUCCCCGCAGAUCCCUCGGCGGGAUUUAGGAAACUCCAUAAAACACAGGUUUUCCACCAAGUACUGGAUGUCUCAGACCUGCACCGUCUGCGGGAAGGGAAUGUUGUUCGGCUUAAAAUGCAAAAACUGCAAGCUCAAGUGCCACAACAAAUGCACCAAAGAGGCCCCUCCGUGUCACCUGCUGAUCAUCCACCGCGGAGGGAGACGAGCCGGUCGGGGCGAGGCAGAUUUGCAUUGCAAACCACUUCCACCCACCCUCCCCCUGCCUCCUUUUCUUUUCAGAUUCCCCACCGCACGGGCAAGGUUAGUCCGGACAGAGUCGGUGCCCUGCGACAUCAACAACCCCCUGAGGAAGCCCCCCCGGUAUUCGGACCUGCACGUCAGCCAAACGCUCCCCAAAACCAACAAACUCAACAAGGACCACAUUCCGGUGCCCUACCAGCCAGAUUCCAGCAGCAACCCCUCGUCCACCACGUCGUCCACGCCGUCCUCGCCGGCCCCGCCGCUGCCCCCCAGCGCCACCCCCCCGUCCCCGCUGCACCCGUCCCCGCAGUGCCCGCGCCAGCAGAAGCAGUUCAACCUGCCAGCCUCCCACUACUACAAGUACAAGCAGCAGUUCAUUUUCCCAGACGUGGUGCCUGAGACGCCGACCCGAGCCCCGCAGGUCGUCCUGCACCCCGUCACCUCCAACCCCAUCCUGGAAGGAAACCCAUUGCUUCAAAUUGAAGUGGAGCCCACCUCGGAGAAUGAGGAAGGCGCCGAGGAGGUGCAGGAGUCCGAGGACGACUUCGAGGAGAUGAACCUCUCGCUGCUCUCCACGCGCAACUUCCCGCGCAAGGCCAGCCAGACCAGCAUCUUCCUGCAGGAGUGGGACAUCCCCUUCGAGCAGCUGGAGAUCGGGGAGCUCAUUGGGAAGGGCCGCUUCGGGCAGGUGUUCCACGGGCGCUGGCACGGGGAGGUGGCCAUCCGCCUCAUCGACAUCGAGCGCGACAACGAGGACCAGCUCAAGGCCUUCAAGAGGGAGGUCAUGGCCUACCGGCAGACCCGGCAUGAGAACGUGGUGCUCUUCAUGGGGGCCUGCAUGAGCCCGCCCCACCUCGCCAUCAUCACCAGCCUGUGUAAAGGACGGACUCUCUACUCCGUGGUGAGGGACGCCAAAAUUGUCCUGGAUGUCAACAAGACGAGGCAGAUAGCACAAGAAAUUGUGAAGGGAAUGGGAUACCUGCAUGCCAAGGGCAUCCUCCACAAGGACCUCAAGUCCAAGAAUGUCUUCUACGACAACGGGAAGGUGGUGAUCACCGACUUCGGGCUCUUCAGCAUCUCCGGGGUUCUCCAAGCGGGCAGGAGGGAGAACAAGCUGCGCAUCCAGAACGGCUGGCUGUGCCACCUGGCUCCCGAGAUCAUCCGGCAGCUCUCUCCCGACACCGAGGAGGACAAGCUGCCCUUCUCCAAGCACUCGGAUGUCUUUGCACUGGGCACCAUCUGGUACGAGCUGCACGCCCGGGAAUGGCCCUUCAAGACGCAGCCAGCGGAGGCCAUAAUCUGGCAGGUGGGAAGAGGGAUGAAGCCCAACCUCAGCCAGAUCGGGAUGGGCAAGGAGAUCUCGGACAUCCUCCUGUUCUGCUGGGCCUACGAGCAGGAGGAGAGGCCCACCUUCACCAAGCUCAUGGACAUGCUGGAGAAACUGCCAAAGCGCAACCGCCGCCUUUCCCACCCGGGGCACUUCUGGAAGUCGGCAGAGCUGUGACGGAGGAGUUAUGGGACGGUGCCUUCCUCCCCCAGCGGGUCUCCUCUUCCUCUCCGCUUCCCACCCUGCGCUACGGAGGAGCAGCGGGGCCGACAGCGGGCCGGGAACGAGACUCUUCCCCCGCGGCGUUUCAUCAUGCCGGGAGUCCUCCCGGCGCGGGCGGGAGGAGCCGGAGCAGCCCCGGGAGCGCCCGGCUGCGGUGGGAUGGGGACAGCGUGCGGCUCUCCGUGCACAGGCGGUGGCUCUGGGGACAGAACCCCCCGAGCAGGGGUGACCCACAGGACAAUGACUUCAGUUGAUCCCCAGGGCUCCUCUGAUCCCGAUCCAGUGCUCACGACGAUGCUCGGCUGGGGAGGGCUUGUUCUCGGUUCUCUGUGGGUUUAUUUAAUUCCCUUUAUUUAUUUCUUUGCGGUUUUGUCAUGACAAAAGGGGGAAUGUCGCUGAUUCAUGAGUUUAUCCCCGGAUCCUGCGGGGCCAGGGAGUGCCACUGCCAUUAGCUGCCCCCCGCGGGGAAAUGCAUCUGUCCCGCUGCCCCCGCGCCCCGCAGCCCCUUCGUGGGCAGCGCUGACCUUUCACAAGUGGCUUCUCUCCCUCCCAGCCGCGGCCACUUUCGUGUCCCCCCGCGGGUCUCCCUGCCAGCGGGGCACAUCUCCACAUUCCCGUUAAUUUAUCUGCUUUUCCUGGGGUGUGUCUCAUCAGCCAGCCCUGCCCGCUCACUCCCCAUCACUGCCCUGCUCCUGGCUUUGCUCCUCACUCCCAAAACCCGGGGUUUGGGGGUGCUCUGGGGCUGGACACAGCAGGAAUUGGGAUCCAUCCUCUCUCCUGUGGCCUUCCCGGGCUCAUUCCUACGGCUGGGAAUGCAGGCAGGCUCUGGUUGUACAGAGCAGCUCCCAGCCCCGCUCUGGGACAUCUCAGCCACGCCCAGCACCAUUUCCCCCCACGUGCUCAUCUCCCAUCAGCCAAAUCCCAGAGUUUCCCCAAAAAUUCUCUCUGGGAGCUGCUGUUGCCACCUGAAUCCCACGUGCUGGUAUUUCCCUCUCCCCCCACGCCAGCUCGGAUGGGCCCUCCAGCCCCUCGGAUGAGCUGUCAGAUGAGAGCAAAUUGCAUUCCCAGGCUCUCAUGGAGCAUAAUUGCUUGUCAGGAACCAUCCCAGAUAAUUCAAUUGUAGUCUCAGUUCACUUUAAUUUGGAGCCGUGACGAGGCUUUGCAAACUCAGCCAGCCCUGGUUUGUCUGGCUGCUGCUCCAGCUCCUCCUCGCUGGUGUUGGGAGUGCUUUAGCAUAAGUAAAUGAAGAUUAGAAACUUAAUUGCAGCUGGGAUGAGAUGGGGUUUUAAUUGUGGGGGCAUUAAAAUCCCCACGCGUGCAUGUGUGAAAAUUCCAAGGUGGGCGGGAGCAGGGAGGGGUGGACCCAGCCCCCAAAAGGAUCCGGAGGAGUCGCCUGCUGAUGUUUUUGGGAUGGGAGGCAGCGCAUGGAGCUGGGAUGGGGCAGGAUGGCCGAGUGGGAUGGGCAGGCUGAGCCCUCGUCUGGGUUAACUGCUCCCUGCGCCGGCAGCACAAUCGGGGGUCCCUGAGUUAGGGCUGACCCCACCUGCCCAUCCCAGCUCUUCCUGCCCUUUCCCAGCCCAGCCCGCAGCACCCAUGGCCUGCGCUGUCCCUGCUGCCCCCCAGCUCUCCCUCUGCACACGCGUGCCACAAACCUUGCACCAAAACCUCAGAGUCUCUCUGAGCUCUCACCAAUGCCUUCACCGGGCUCUGGGGGAGGCACGAAAUCCCCUUCCCCAGAGGUUUUGGGUGCUGGGGAGCACAGGGAGGUGUCACAAUCCCCAGACCCCGUCCAGAGGGAGCGGGGUCCUGCUGGCUGUGGGGGUUUGGAGGUUUGGAGCAGGUGUGAAUUCCCAGGUGAGCAGGAGACAGGGAAAGGUGUUGGAAGGAGGAAGAAGGUGACACCAGGGCUGGAGCCUGGUGGAGGUUGUGUGGAUCUGUGGUGGAAGGGACAAGAUCUGUCUUGGGGUCAUCGUGGGCUUGCUCCCUGUGUCCCAAGUCCUGACCUGGCCUGGGAGGUCUCACCUUGAUGUGUCCCUCGUGGGGUCUCACAGCUGCUGGCAGACUCCAGAUGGAUUUUAUGGGCCAGGAGUCGAGGGAACAGUGAACUGAGGGGUGUUGGGUGUUUGCUGGCUUCCCCCAGCCUCACUGGGCUGCAGCCUUGGCCACAGAACCAUGGAAUGGGUUGGGUGGGAAAGGACCUCAAAGCCCAUCCCAUCCCUGCCAUGGCAGGGACACCUUCCACUGUCCCAGGCUGCUCCAAGUCCCAUCCAGCCUGGCCUUGGACACUUCCAGGGAUCCAGGGGCAGCCACAGCUUCUCUGGGAAUUCCAUCCCAGCCCCUCUCCACCCUCCCAGGGAACAAUUCCUUCCUAAUAUCCCAUUUAACUCUGCCCUCUUUCACUUUAAAGCCAUUCCCCUUGUCCUAUCUCAUUCCACACCUUUCUCCACUGAAUUUUGGGUGUCUGGAAGAAAUUAAAUAUUCCUACAGCCAACCUCUCCCUGCUCUCCACCCUCUUCCUCCCCUCUCCCCUCGCUGUGGUACAGCCACAGGCACAGCACAAUGGUGUCGAUGGCAAAAGAGCUGUCCUGAAUUUAUCCCAAAUGAGCUCCGAGGAACAGCUCCUUCCCUUCCAUUCCAGUUGUUCAGGCUGCCACGUUAUUUCCAUCAUUCCUUCUUAUUUUUAAAGUCUUAGUUAUUUAAACAAAACCCCACCCAGCAAACCAACAAAUCUUAUUUUUGUUGUUGUUGUUGUUUGGGUUUGGUUUUUUUUGACGCUGCCUUUGUGAAGGAUUUGUUUGUUUUUUUUUUCCUUUGGCCCAGUUUAUAAAUAUCCAGCGCUUCAGCAGGGAGGGAAUGCAGGAGAAGCUCUCCACAAUAGCCUCUAAUAGGAGCUCCGAAGGAGGGAGAGGGUCCAUCCGGAGGCUCGGUUUAGCUUUGAGCCAGGCCUAUUUCCAGCCAAGCUGGGCUUAGCUCGGCGCUGCCUUUGAGAUGCAGGAGCCGCCCCCAGCCCCAGGGCAGUUCUCACCCCCCAGUGAUGCUCUCCUGGCCCAGCCCUGCUGCUCCAUCCUCCCAUCACCCUCCCUUCUCUCCCCAGAGCUCCCUGACUUUGCUGCUGCCGAUUUUUCCAGCAUUUUGGUGCUGAUGGGGUCACCGCGUUUGGGGCUGGGUCGUGUGGACUCUCCCAGAGGGGGAAGAGGUGGCCCCAAAGCUCCGUGUCCUCCUUUGGCUGCUAAAGUAUAUUCCCUGCUCUGGCUUUUCCUUCUCUUUCCCUUUCCCCACAAAUUCCCAAAUCCUCACUGAGCCCUGACCGGGCAAUUUCUGGGAAUGACGAGCUCAGAGUUCGGCCCCCGUGACUUUUAUCCAGUCCUUGACCGUGGCAGGAGCUGGGAUGAUGCAGAUUUGGGAUGGAUGGGAGGCAGAAAUGAAUGUCUUGGAGGUGGAGGAGCUGCUCAGCCUUUCCUAGAGCCUGGAAUUAUGGAAUGGUUUGGGUUGGAAGGGACCUCAAACCCCACGGGCAGGGACACUUCCACAACCCCAGGCUGCUCCAAGCCCCAGUGCCCAGCCUGGCCUUGGGCACUGCCAGGGAUCCAGGGGCAGCCACAGCUGCUCUGGGCACCUGUGCCUGCCCUCGCCAGGAAAAAUUCCCUCCCAAAACCCAGUCCAGCCCCUCCCUGUGCCAAUUUAGGAUUCCAUGGAAGAGCUGGUGCCUGGAACUCGGCCUCUGGCUGUGUGAGAAGGGCUCUGUGCUGAGCCCCUCUCUGCCCCCCCAAGUGCCCUGGGUCGAGCCCUUCCUCCUUUCUUCACCCUUUAUUUAUUUUAAAUUAUUUGAAUUCAAUUGAAUUUCUAUGAAUUUAUUUAAAUUUAUUUGACUUUCUAUGAAUUUAUUUGAAUUAAUCUAUUUUUGUUGCCAACAGCAACUCUUUGCGGGGGGGAAGCUUGGUCAGCUGCGAGCGCUGCCUUUAAUUUCAGGUCGCUGUAAAUUCCCGUGUUCCAUUGCCUUGUACAUAAGGUAUAUAUGGAUAUAUAUACAUAUCUCUAUAUGUAUGUAUAUAGAUAUAUACAGACCUCAAUCCUGUACAGUUUCCAACUGAACUCGCUGGCCUGCUUCGUUUUCUCCGUGGUAGUUCUGCAGAAUGAGCUGAUUUUCAGUUCCCUUUUCCUCCCUCCACCCCCUUUUUUCUUUUUAUAAAUAUAUAUAUAAAUAUAAAUAUAUAUAUAUUUUGUUGUCGUCGUUGCAAAAAAAAUACCACCUCCGGAAAAAAAGAAGCUGGUGAGAAACAAAAAUACAAAUCACCCCCACAAACCACCGACAAAAAAAAAAAAAAAAAAAAAAAAAAAAGAGAGAAUUU